CCUCAUCUCGCGAGACUGUGACGAAACCCGUGAAAGCGCUGGCCUGCAGAAGCCGAGCAGCUGGCCAUGUAAACAACGGAUCCGAGACUGCGGGCUGUGUUAUGAAAAAGCAGGACUGUUGGGCGCUAAGACUUUGCAAACAAUUUUGUAAAGGGCAAGGAAAGCCAAAAUUGCACAGGCCUGGGAAAGUUUGAAUUGCAUGUGACAGCACAAUCUUACCUUGCAUUCCUGUUCAUCCUACUGUCCGAACUAGAUGUGCGCAUGUUCCGGCCCAUGUGAAAAUCGAAUCUGAUGGCUAGCCAGGAUGCUAGUAGUGCAGGUGUACUAAUGACCUGCUAGCUCUUCCAGCUGAUCAUAUAUUGAUGCUUCUUUCUGUCCUUUGCUGAUGUAUUUCAAAACUAUUUAAAGGAGAAAAGUAAAUCAUGGGUGGAGCAGUGAGUGCCGGGGAAGACAACGAUGAUCUGAUUGACAAUCUUAAAGAAGCCCAAUACAUACGGACUGAAAGAGUGGAACAAGCCUUUAGAGCAAUUGAUCGUGGAGAAUAUUAUUUGGAGGGAUACAGGGACAAUGCUUAUAAAGAUUUGGCGUGGAAGCAUGGAAACAUACACUUAUCAGCACCUUGCAUCUAUUCAGAAGUUAUGGAAGCACUUAAGCUUCUACCAGGAUUGUCUUUUCUCAAUCUGGGAAGUGGAACUGGAUAUUUAAGUACAAUGGUGGGCUUAAUAUUAGGCCCAUUCGGUAUAAACCAUGGAAUUGAGCUUCAUUCAGACGUCGUGGAAUAUGCGAAGGAAAAAUUGGAGUAUUUCAUUAAACAGAGUGAUAGUUUUGACAAAUUUGAAUUCUGCGAGCCCUCUUUUGUGGUUGGUAAUUGUCUCGAGAUUGCUUCAGACAGUCCUCAGUAUGAUAGAAUUUACUGUGGAGCUGGUGUCCAGAAAGAUCAUGAAAAUUACAUGAAAAUCUUGUUGAAAUUGGGAGGGAUAUUAGUUAUGCCUAUUGAAGAUCAGCUUACACAAAUUCAGCGAACUGGACAGAACACAUGGGAGAGUAAAAACAUCUUGGCUGUAUCUUUUGCUCCUUUGAUGCAACCAAAUAAAAAUGAUAACCAAAAGUCUGAUACUGUGAGCUUACCUCCCAAUUCUGUUAGGAACCUUCAGGAUUUAGCUCGCAUCUAUAUACGUCGUACACUUAGAAACCGUAUAAAUGAAGAGAUGCAAGACAAAGGUAUUCCUCCUAAGGCACCUCCAAAGCGUAAAAGAAGACGAUGUCGAAGACGCCGUAUAAAUACUUAUGUGUUUGUUGGAAAUCAACUUAUUCCCCAACCAUUAGACAGUGAUGAUGAUGAAAAAAUUGAAGAGGAUGGCAAAGAGGAUGAAAAGGACCAUAAUGAAGCUAUGAAAGCUGAGGAACCUCCUCCAAAUCAGCUGCGUGAAAAAAUUUUGAGCUUGCCACUCCCUGAAUCUUUAAAGGCAUACUUGACCUAUUACAGAGAAAAAUGAUGUACUUGGAUCUAAAACUUUUUUUGCCUGCUGAUAUUUCAUUUACUUCUUGAAAAUGUAGCAUUUUUUUUAAGAAUUCAUUUGAUAGAUAUAAUUGAUUGAUCAACACCUAAAACUGUCUUAAGUUCUUUACUUGUUUCAUUUUUUAAUAUCUGUAUUUUCGCUACAGUUUCGCUACAAUUACACACAUUUUUGCAUAGGAAGUUAAUGCAAAGUUAGAUGCGCCAUGAAGUUGAAUUUGAGCAAUUUCUUAGUCUACAAACCUGUGCUGAUCUUCCAGCACAUGGGGCAGGUCAGUUCAAUACAUAAACAUUUUAGCACUUUAAAGAUGCAAGUAUGAUCCAUAAAAAUAUAUCUGAGAUAUUGCAAAUCCAGCUCACAGUGAGGCAUUCCAUUGGACAAAAAAAAAAUCAUAUUUUGUGUAUAACUGUUUAAAAGAAUGAGAAGUGCAAUAGAAUUGAAAAAGGAAUUCUGCUUUCACUUUCCUUUUUUGGGGCAGAAAAUGUUGAUAAGAAUAUUUAUUGAAAAGCUUAAAAAACAUUUUGCGCCUUUGUUUAAUCUACAAAUAUAAAUAGAUAAAUAAAUAUUUUAAUUAGCAUUGAUCAAGCAUCUAUCGAGAAUCUGUUUCAUAGUGAAACAAUUUAUCGGAUAAAUGUAAAUACAAUUAAUAUAGAAAGUCAACUUUAGUUAUGACCCGUUGCUAAUAAAAGUUGAUCUGGUUACUCUUUUAGUACAGUGAUCCCCAACCAGUGGCUCAUGGGUAACAUGUUACUCACCAACCCUUAGCUGUUGCUCUUAGUGGCCUCAAAGCAGGUGAAUUUUUUUGAAUUCCUGGUUUGGAGGCAAGUUGUUCCAUUUGUUGUUAUUCAAAUCAUUGUUUGGUCUAUAAUAUUUCAAAUAUUUAUGUAAAAGAAUAUAUAAGUGGGAAAAAAACAAUUAUGCCAGUUAUUUCCCCACAGUUAUAGUAUAGUUGAUCUCAUUUGGCUAAUUCCACCCAUAUUUUUUUUUCUAGGGAGAUUACAAUACACACAUGAAUAAAUUACAUAGUUUUUUUUUCUGUAUGUCUUAAAUUAGGAACUUGUUGCUCAUAGAAAUGUACCUCCUUCCUAUAGCCCAGCUGUCUUUUUUUGUUCUUUAAAUUGCUGAGUAUUUUAUUAGCAAGAAACCUUAUUUCUUGGGUACAAAUAUAAAACAUUCCUUUUAAAGAAUCACCAGCUUUAUAGAUGCAAAACAGAUGUCACCAUUUUUUGAUUAUAAGCAAUAGGAAAAAAUCAAGUAUUUUGACACUAUAAAAAAUAAGCUUUAUUACAAAAAAACAGAAUGAUAUUCACCAGUUCAUGAAACCACUUAAAGAAAAUUAUUUAUCUUGUAAAUAUUUUGGUGUCCUUCGAACGUGGCAUUUUUUGAAUUAAGAAAAGCUACAUAUAUAAGUAUAAUUUUUUGUGAACAAAGGUAUGGGUGAAGGCUUUGUAAAGAAAACUUUAGGAUACUUAAGAGAGAUUUUGGAUAAGGCCUAUUUAAUAGUGUGCGAUGUUCUCUGCUGCAGUAGGGCUCCUGGUUCCAUGUUAUUUUUGAAUAGUUUGCUUAAAAGCAUUCAGUAACUUUGUUUGUUAUUAAAAAUUAGUUCCUUUAAUUAAACAACUUCAAUAAGAAUAAUACAAACCUUAAAGAAGCCUUGUGUCUAAAUUUGUGAAAUCUUGGACCUGUUGGCAAGUUGAGGUAGUCUAGAAAAUGUUACAUGGAUAUAUUGUAAAAUGCUUUUGUAGAAUGGCUGCAUUGCUACUUCAUUAAAUUGUACUUUUUGGAAAAAAUAGAUGUUUUCAUGCUUAUACAUGUUUGAUUUAUAUCUGUUUUGUAAAAAAAAAAAAUGCUUGUCCUGUUCUUUUCACCACUUUGACAUCCAAAUCCACUUGAAUCAGAAAUUAAAAUAAAAAAAGUGGUUAUUUGAA
Molecule: messenger RNA, 3445 nt
Organism: Xenopus laevis (African clawed frog)
Lineage: Eukaryota; Metazoa; Chordata; Amphibia; Anura; Pipidae
Gene: pcmtd1.S
Product: protein-L-isoaspartate O-methyltransferase domain-containing protein 1
Exons: 7
Coding region: 423-1496 (357 amino acids)
Source: RefSeq, a predicted model, not a curated record